GCCAGAUAUUCUUCAGUCACGACUAGGAAUUUCAAGAGUGAACCUGUGUUUGUCUUUCUCAACUCCAAGAUACAAGUGGAUGGUGUAGGCGGUCUGUCAAGUGAUCUGAAACACUCCGUGCGUACUAGUACUACGUGUGUGGUUCCCAAUGAGAUGACCAUGGUCCUGUCUGGUUAAGGGGAUCGAUCUCUUGUUCAUAGUGUAUGUGUUUUGGCAAUAUUUGCUCAAAUUUGCAUGGUUCAAAUGGAUGAGGCCACCACGAGUAACGGGAAUGGAGCUGUAGCGCCAACGACGAAUGGUAACAAUUCUACCAGUUUAUCAUCCCUGGACCCAGAAGAGUCACUGGAGUUAAAGAUGACCAAUCUCAUUGACUGUGUGGAAAAUGCGGUUUGGCAUGCCUUUGACUACUUGGCCUUGGAGGGUGAUGGAACAGCUCCCAAGAGUAAAUUGAAGGCACUGACAUCUCAGCUUGGGAGUGCCUUGGAAUUGGAAGACGUGGCCAAUGGCCUUGAGGAUUAUCGGAGUACCCCUAGCUUGUCAUUCGAUCAAUAUCGCUACUAUCUCUUCAAAGAGAUGUUUUCCGCCCUUCCAGAGGAUAUCAAUGUGGAAGAUCAACACGAUUAUGAGUCCAAAUUGGAUCAGGUCUGUUGGAAUCUCUGCUCAGCCAAUUAUCUCGAGCGAGAUAAUCCCGUUUUCCCGGAUGGAUGCGUCUACAAGCUCUUUCGCAUAUUCUGCAUGCUUGGCGAUAUGGUCGAGAAUGACCAAGGACAGAUCGAGGUCAUCAUGGCCGCUGGCGAAGUGGAAAAUGCGGCCUAUCAAUUUAUGCUGACCUUGGGACGUGGAACGGAAUGGGAUCCAGAGGAAUUUGAUUCCAUGGCGAAUGUGAUCCCUGCCUUCAAAUUUGGGAUUUUCCUCACCGUUUUGGAGAGCAAAUAUGCCAACGACGUCGACGAAGGAUGCAUCUUCGAGGCUGUUAGAGAUGUUCACGACCACUACCUUCACGACGUGGUCAAAAAGGGUCAUUUGGGCAAACGAAUGGAUAUUUUGCCAGUUUUCCGCGAACAAUUCUUUGUUCUUCAACCCCACAAACUGACAUUUUACAACGGAGCUUCGCAGAAGGAGCGGAAAGGGGAAAUCAAGAUUGACGCUCAAUGCAGAGUGGAAGCCGUACCGGAUUCCACUUCCAAAUCUCCUAUCAAGAAACCCGGGAGCAAAAGUCACAGUCGCUUCCAAUUGUUUGCUAGUGAGAAGACCUAUGAUUUCCAAGCCUCCGAUCACAGAACGAGAUUGCAGUGGAUGUCAGCCUUUCGGGUGGCCUUCGAGUUUGCGGGCGAACCUGUCAGAUAUCAGAGACAGUUAUUGGAAAAGAGGAGAGUGGCUCGGCAAGAGGAGAAAGACCGCGAGGAUGAGCACUUCCUCCGGAACACGGACAUUGGACAACAAUUGGCCGUGGAACGCGAGGCUCGAGCCAAUGCCGAGGAGAAGGCCGCCACCCUGGUCUUGCAGAGGGAGGUGGAAGGCAAGAAAAUGAUGGAGCUGGAAAAGAUUCGAGAGCAACUGGAGCACCUUUUGGACGAGGAACGCCAAGCCAAGAAGGACGAGGAGAUCGUGAGGACCCUGCAAGCCCGGAUUCUGAACGAGGAAUGGGCCCGAAGAGAGACCUUGGAACGGUUGCAGGAGGAGCAGAAGACCCUUCUGGAAGCGGAGAGGAAAAAGCGCGAGGAAUUCGAACGCCUGCAAAAUGAUAAGGAACUUCAGCUCCGAGAGGCCCAAGCGCGGGUGGAGGAAAUGGAAAAGGAGAGGCGGAAACUAGACAAGCAACUGGAUCUCGCUCAAGAGAAGACCAAAAAGGCCAAUCUGGGUCAAGAGGUUCUAGAGGCCAAGAUCAAGGUGAAAGAGCAACUGCACAGUCAGGAGCGUGACCGAGAUACAACCUUGUCCCGGAUGACGUCCCUGAACCCGUCGUCGUCGUUCUAUGUGAGGAACCGCGACCGAUCGGGUUACAUGCCCUUGCGAAGUGCCAGCAUGCGGGAGACCAGCUACAGUCGGAGCAUCCGGCGCAACCGUCAAAAAGCCAUUAGGGGUGGGCCAGGGGGUGGACCGGGCAGUCAAGUGGGAAGCACGGCCGACAAUCUCAGUGUUCAUGAGGCCAACUUAACCUCGACCAGCGAGCAGAAUAUCAAUGCCACAGUCAUCCAAGAGGCCACCACCAAUGGGAACGGACAUAGUGAAGAAUAAUUAUGAACAAUUGUACAAUCUUUUGAAACUGAACUACCCAGAGUUUACUAUCUAACCGUGUUGGAGUCUCCUUUCAAAUCAUGGAUUGAAUCUUGGUUGUCCGUCUUUAAAAUAUGGAUGAUCCACAUUGAUCAUUCUUGUUAGAAAGCAGGAUCUUCGAUAGUGUGUGCCUCUUUAACAAAUCCUCCAGUAUCCUUGAAUAAGGCCAAUAUGUCUAAUUCAGUAAAGAGUGCGUUCUCGGUUGGGGACGAAGGCAUUUGAGGUAGAAGCUUCCCCAAGAGAUCCAUUGCUUUUAUUCUUGUUGUUCUAGUUCAACCUUGACCAUCGUUGUCGUUGAGACUCAUGAUUUUAGAGUCUCUAAUCAGAAUACUAGAAUACUAGCUGAAAGUCGAUAAAA
Messenger RNA from Tigriopus californicus, 2635 nucleotides. RefSeq names its product switch-associated protein 70-like. Gene Ontology annotation, cellular component: cytoplasm; nucleus. Lineage: Eukaryota; Metazoa; Arthropoda; Copepoda; Harpacticoida; Harpacticidae. The transcript is spliced from 8 exons. The record is from RefSeq and is a predicted model, not a curated record. The coding region runs from base 235 to 2238 and encodes 667 amino acids.